This is a messenger RNA of Lucilia cuprina (Australian sheep blowfly), 1221 nucleotides long. It is a transcript of the gene 140up, whose product is annotated as RPII140-upstream gene protein. Gene Ontology annotation, cellular component: mitochondrion. Lineage: Eukaryota; Metazoa; Arthropoda; Insecta; Diptera; Calliphoridae. The coding region runs from base 77 to 865 and encodes 262 amino acids. The record is from RefSeq and is a predicted model, not a curated record. The transcript has 6 exons.
CAACUGCAGGUUAUUUCGAAAAAAUCGCAAUUGGCGUGUUUACAAGUGAUUUUUAAUAUUGGAAGCAUAAAUUAAAAUGAGUUUUUUACGAAGCGGGGGAAAGUGGUUAAUAGCUGGUAUAUUACCUCUACACUCCGAUGAACACGACAAAGUCUCCAAAGACACCAGAACAUACAAAUCAUUUGUACAACGUCCGCCCUCAAAUGAAACUGGUUGGGAAAGAGUUAAGGAAAUAUUUAAAGUAGAUGAAUUUGGAGCAAUUUCAGCAGAGUUAAAUUCAAUUUAUCAAGCCGGUUUCUUGGGUUUCUUAGUAGGUGCAAUCUAUGGCGGUAUUAUACAAUCACGUCAGGCCUACAUGAAUUUCAUGGAAAAUAAUGAAGCAACCGCUUUCAAAUCUCAUUUAGAUGCUAAAAGAAAACUACAAGAUCAAUUUACAAUGAAUUUCGCUAAAGGUGGUUUUAAAUGGGGUUGGCGAGUUGCCUUAUUUACUACUUCGUACUAUGGUAUUGUCACGUUGGUAUCAGUUUACAGAGAAAAAUCUUCCAUUUAUGAGUAUUUGGCAGCUGGCACUUUAUCGGGAGCUAUGUACAAAUUUAAUAUGGGUCUUAGAGGUAUGACCGCUGGUGGCAUUAUAGGUGGAGUUUUAGGGGGCGCAGGUGGAGCCGUAUCCCUGUUAAUAUUAAAUUUAUCGGGUACUUCUAUGGAAGAGGUUCGCUAUUGGCAAUACAAAUGGCGGGCAAACCGAGAUGAUGCAAUUGCAGAAUCUUAUAAGCUGGCUGCCGAACAAGAUGAACCCACACCUGAACUUCUAAAAGCUCAUGAUGCUAAGGUUGGUGAAAAAAUUACACUAGAAAAUGUUAAAUAAAAAGUUUAUUGUUUAUGUAUGUACUUAUGUAUUUAUUUCCGUAAACUGCAAUCUGUGGGUAUUUUCAUCUUAUUGGCAAUAAUAAAUGGAAACACAUUAACUCAUAUAAACAAAAGCUGAUUUAAUCGAAAAUCAUUAAAGAAUUUUUUAAUAAAUUAAUUUGGUAUGAAAAAAGAAUCCACAGUUUAUUGAGGUUUGGUAAAUUUCGUUCAAGAAAUUUAGGAGAAAGCAAAAAAUUUGUUUAAAAGCUAUGUAAAUUAAAUUUGUAAUUGUUUUUUUAUAUAUUAUUUUAAAACAAAAAUCUAUUAUAUUAACGGUUUUCAACAUUUAAACAAAUUUUCGAUCAUUUGAAAAAA